GGCCAAAUCUCCAGACAACUGAGAGAGAAUGAUAGCUCUCUUGGUUGUCUUGUUGCUGAUGCUGGCUGUCCUGUCCUUCAGGAGGGUAGCAAAAGGGAAGCUGGACUCCAAGCUCAAGUGUCCCAGGAGCCUUCCCUCCUUGCCAGUCAUUGGUAGCCUGUUGCAUUUGGCUGGCUCCAAGCAGCCCCAUCUCUUAUUCUCCAGUCUGCAGCAAAAGUAUGGCAGCGUCUUCACCCUAUACAUGGGCUCCCAUUACAUGGUAGUGAUCAAUGAUUACCUUCAUGCCAAGGAAGUGCUGCUUAAAAAAGGGAAGAUCUUUGCUGGCAGACCUCGAACAGUGACUACAGACUUGUUGACCCGGAAUGGAAAAGAUAUUGCCUUUGCUACUUACAGCCCAAUUUGGAAAUUUCAGCGCAAGAUGGUACAUUCUGCACUUUCUCUGUUUGGAGAAGGAUCUCAGGCUCUGGAGAAAAUCAUCUCUCGAGAAGCAACUUCUCUAUGUGCCACUUUGAGUGCUACACAGAAUUCACCUUUGGACAUGGCUCCUGAACUAAUGCGUGCUGUUACAAAUGUAGUGUGCUCCCUUUGCUUUAAUUCAUCCUAUCAGCGUGGAGAUCCUGAGUUUGAGUCCAUGCUUCAGUAUAGCCAGGGCAUUGUGGACACUGUGGCUAAGCAGAGCAUGGUGGAUAUCUUCUCAUGGCUUCAGUACUUCCCAAAUAAAGACUUGGUUUUGCUGAAGAAGUGUGUGGAAAUGAGGGACCAGCUCUUACACCAGAAGUUUGAGAAACAUAAAGAAGUGUUCAGCAGUGAUUCUGUUAAUGAUCUAAUUGAUGCACUUCUGAGGGCCAAACUGAACAUGGAGAACAAUAGCAACCCCUUCCGUAAACAAGAACUAACGGAUGACUAUCUACUCAUGACAGUGGGUGAUAUCUUUGGAGCUGGUGUGGAGACUACCACAACUGUGUUGAAAUGGACUGUGCUCUAUCUCUUGCAUUACCCAGAGGUACAACAAAAGAUCCAAGAGGAACUGGAUCAGAAAGUUGGUUUUAACCGACACCCACUACUUGCUGAUCGACAGCAUCUGAAUUACCUCGAGGCUACCAUUAGUGAAAUUCUGCGUAUCCAGCCUGUUUCGCCACUCCUUAUCCCUCAUGAGGCAUUGGCAGAUACAAGCAUUGGGGAAUAUCAUAUCCCUAAGGGAACUGAAGUUGUAAUCAACCUGUGGUCCAUUCACCAUGAUGAAAAAGAGUGGGAUGAGCCAGAGAAAUUUAACCCAGAUCGUUUUCUGGAUGAGGAUGGGAACCGGAUCUACUCUCCCUCACCCAGUUACCUCCCCUUUGGAGCUGGUAUCCGUGUUUGCCUAGGAGAAACCCUGGCCAAGAUGGAGUUGUUUCUCUUUCUAGCCUGGAUCUUGCAAAAAUUCUCACUCAGUGUUCCCGAGGGAAAUACACUGCCUGAACCAGAGGGUAAAUUUGGAGUUGUGCUUCAAGUACCAAAGUUCAAAGUGAAGGCUACUUUGCGGGAACCUUGGAAAGAAAAAGUAAUGGAACAAUAAUACUAUUUGGGUCCCAACUGUCCCAAAUAAUCUGACAGAAAACAAAGAAUUUCUUUUUCUGAAUCCGUAAAAUCAAUAUAACUCCAGAAUAAGAGGUACAAAGAUAGGACCCGUUACUAGGUUCAUAGGACCAAAACAGAAAAGACAUUACAAUUCUAAACAAUAUUUUUCCCAACAAAAACUGCAGUCUCUUCCCUACUCCAACUCUCUUGCAUUAUCCCCAUGGAAAAUAAAAGGUGUUGCAA
Molecule: messenger RNA, 1800 nt
Organism: Candoia aspera
Lineage: Eukaryota; Metazoa; Chordata; Lepidosauria; Squamata; Candoiidae
Product: steroid 17-alpha-hydroxylase/17,20 lyase
Exons: 8
Coding region: 29-1555 (508 amino acids)
Biological process (GO): progesterone metabolic process; hormone biosynthetic process
Molecular function (GO): iron ion binding; steroid 17-alpha-monooxygenase activity; heme binding
Source: RefSeq, a predicted model, not a curated record